This is a messenger RNA of Punica granatum (pomegranate), 2547 nucleotides long. Lineage: Eukaryota; Viridiplantae; Streptophyta; Magnoliopsida; Myrtales; Lythraceae. The record is from RefSeq and is a predicted model, not a curated record.
ACAUCUCUCCUAAGUCUUAACCAUCAGGAUGCCAGGCCACGGCAAUUCAGCAAACGGCGCAAAUCUAGCCAGGGACUUACUUGGGAAAGUCUCUAGAGUUUGAGCACUCUAUUGCUUAAGAAAACAGUGAAGGGUCCAUUUCGAUCCGCAUGUAGCAUGUGGUCAAAUACUUCCUCGCUAUACAACGACGAACGAAACAAGCAAACAAUAACUGUCACUGAAAACUUUCUACCGAAAAAAAAAAAAAAAAACUAUCACUGAAAUCUAUCGGAGACACCAACUUUGAUUUGAUGUUCCUCACCGAUCAUCUCAUCCCACCCAUCGAACAUUACGUUUCUCUGAUUCAAAAAUGCAUCUCAAGCAAGAACUUGAAGCUGGGCAUGUCGCUUCACUCUCGUCUCAUCAAGACCUCCCUCUGCUCAGACCUUUUCUUCGCCAACCACCUCAUCAACAUGUACUCCAAAUGCGGCUCCAUUGGCAGCGCCCGGAAGGCCUUCGAUGAUCUCCCCGUCAAAGAAACUCAUUGCUGGAAAGUUAUCAUCUCCGGGUACAGCUGGGCUGGCCAUUUCGAGGAAGCGCUGAACCUGUUCGACAGAAUGCCGCAACGGGAUAUUUCUUGCUUCAACGCCCUGAUGUCGGGAUUCUCCCGUCACGGGCUUCACAAAGAUUCUGUUUCCAUGUUCAGAAUUCUGCAGAAAGAGUAUCGCUAUGUCUGUAUGGAUGAGUACACAAUGGUGGGUAUAGUUGGGAAUUUCGCUUGCUUGGGUGCAUUGAUGCUCCUGCGCCAGGUUCAUGCAGUGGCUGUUGUUAUCGGGCUGGAAUUUAAUAGGAUCGUUUACAAUGCCUUGAUCAAUGCUUACGGAAAAUGCGGUGAACUGGAUGUGUCCCAUAAGUUGUUUGAUCUGAUGGCAGAUAGAGACAUGGUGACGUGGACUUCCAUGGUUGCUGCCUAUGCCCAGGCUGAUAGCUUAGAUGAUGCUCUCAGAUUAUUCGGUGAAAUGCCAAGUAAGAAUGCAGUUUCUUGGACUGCAUUGAUCAUGGGCUUUGUUCGGAAUGGGCGUGGUCUCGAAGCAUUGAAUCUUUUCUCCAGAAUGCAGGAAGAGGGUGUUCGGCCUGGCCCCUUCACAUUUGUUGGUGUCCUGAGCGCUUGUGCUGACCUGGCACUUAUUGAAAGGGGUAGACACAUUCAUGCCCAACUAAUCAGGUGCAGCACCAUCAACGAUUUUCGUAAUAUAUUUGUGAACAAUGCAUUAAUAGAUAUGUAUUGCAAGUGUGGAAGCAUGAGAGCAGCUGAAAUAUUGUUCGAGAGGAUGCUGGAGAAGGAUAUCGUGUCCUGGAAUUCUAUGAUUACUGGGUUCUCACGGAACGGCCUUGGGCAUAAAUCUGUUGCUAUUUUCAAGAAGAUGGUGGAAGAAAAUGUGAAGCCUAACAAUGUCACGUUUCUGGCUGUACUCUCAGCUUGCAGUCAUGCCGGUUUAGAUUUCGAAGCACUUAAAAUUCUGGACUCAAUGGAGAAGGAUUACGGUGUUUCCCCGAGAUCAGAUCAUCUUGCAAUCAUGGUUGAUUUGUUUGGGAGGAAAAAUAGACUCGAGGAAGCUAUGGAGAUUAUUGAGAGGGUACCGGAUAAAUCAAAUCAUGUCGGGCUGUGGGGUUCUUUUUUAGGUGCUUGUAGGGUGCACGGAAAUUUGGAUGUUGCUAGAAGAGCUGCAGAAGCAUUGUUUGAAUUGGAACCACGAAAUGCUGGGAGAUAUGUGAUGUUGUCAAACAUUUACGCUGCAGAUAAUAGAUGGGAUGAUGCGCGGAGAGUUAGGAAACUCAUGGAAGAGAGAGGCUUGAGGAAAGAUUUGGCAAACAGUUGGAUUGAGGUGAAGGAUGUUAGGCAUGAGUUUGCAGCUAAGGAGAGAUAUCAUGGUCAGAUAGACUGUGUUUAUGAUGUACUCAGCAGGCUAACUGAUCAUAUUAAGGAAUCCGGUUAUGUGCCCAAAACCAACAGCACAUACAUUUCGUUGGAUGAUGAUGGUUCAUGAAUACAAAAGAACCAAAUCGGUUCCUUCCUGGAUCACCUUUGGCAUGAUUUAACUGUGAACUUACACUAAAUUCUUUCCCAGAUGCUCCUAUUCCUUGCAAGAUGGUCGUAUAUGCACUGAAGGACCUAAAGGCAUCUAAUUAUCUUAGAUCGUGGAACUAUAAUUUCGGGCCACAUCUAGUCCAUUCUCCAGGCCAACUGUGGAGUAAAAGACCAAACGGUGGCUCAGAAACUUCUACUUCUGCCUGUCUAGCUCUCUUCUUCAGUCUGGCCUAAUUGUGCAUUAACAUAUACAGCUUCCAUCCCCAAAAUCAUCGGAGAUCUCAGGUCAGUGAAGUCGCCAAUUUAUUCAAUUUCAUGUAUAGAAAAAGCAUGUCUUAGAAAGAUAAGACUGUACAGGGUGACUUCCAAAAUUAUUAUCUCAUUGAUCUAAAUGAUUUUUUAAGUAGACAAGAAGAAUCGUGCUGUAAGAAAGAUUACAAUCGCUAUAUUGCAUUUCCACCAGUUCUCAUUUCCUUGAA